Papaver somniferum (opium poppy) is the source of this 1740-nucleotide messenger RNA. RefSeq lists its product as uncharacterized. Gene Ontology annotation, molecular function: nucleic acid binding. NCBI's taxonomy places the organism in Eukaryota, Viridiplantae, Streptophyta, Magnoliopsida, Ranunculales, Papaveraceae. The coding region runs from base 562 to 1740 and encodes 392 amino acids. The record is from RefSeq and is a predicted model, not a curated record. The transcript is spliced from 2 exons.
UACAUUCUCUUCUUUGGGAAAAACUAUCAGGUUUUGCUAUAAACAUGACUUGUGAGAUUGCAAACGCCUAUAUGUAAAGUGCUCCUCGCGUGUCUUUAAACAUCCGGACAAGGAAAUUACUGGCACAAGUUCAAAUGAAUCGCUUGAAGGUUGCAACUCGGUAAAUGGUUAAGAUGCAAAAGAAUUGCCAACACAAUCUUUCUUAACCUCUCUUAGAAAUAAUAAGGGUUUACGUAUUGCUAAAAUUACACCAAUACAUCAGCAACUUAAAUUGUUGCCUUGCCGUUUAAAAUUUUUAACUUGUUCCACAGUUGGUUCUGUUUGUUGUAUGUCUUCGGUUUGAUUUCUUUGUGGUAUCUCAGAACUUGUUUGACUUAGCUAAAAAGAUAUCUCAGAAUUUUUUGAUUUAAUCCUUCACUGGAAAAAUCAAACUCUCCAAGGAAUAGCAGCAGAGCUAUAUUUUUUGUUAUUUUUAUAACUAGCUAACGGUUGUUAACAUAUUUUUUGUUGUAUUUUUAUUUUGUAGUCGGCCUUUUGACGUGCAUAUCUCAUAAAUCGAGAAUGAGCACCAGUUCUUCUAAUGAUGGGCGAUCCUGCAGUUUUUAUACAUCGAGCAUAAGCACCUAUUCCUCUCAUGGUGGACGAUCAUGGAGUAGUGAACAAGGGUUCAACACUUGUGCUUACAACCUUUUUCUUUCUAAAAAAAACCCUAUGGAUGAAAAUCAGCACGAGGAUGAUAUUCAUCAUGAGGACACUUAUGAGAAAAUAAAUCAUUAUGAAGAUGAUGAAUUCGAAGAACAUACUGACGACGAUAAUCGUUAUGAGGAUGAUGAUUCUGAAGAAGACUCUUCACUUGUUGAAUGUGAUGGGAAAUCGUAUUUGGUUAUAAAAAGUUCCGGAACUCACCAAGCAGAUUUGGUUCAGACGUCGAAGCAAGAGCCGAGAACUCCAUUUGAAAAAUUCAAGAUAAUUUGGCAACAAUUGCGAGACCACUUUAGCAAGACGCCACAAGUACUGUCCAUAAAAUGCAUAUAUGUAGGCUCCGAAAACAUUAUUUUCAGAUCCAACAAUACCAUUGACCCUAAUUCCAUGUACUGGAUAAGUACAGAUGGUUACUAUAGAAAGGAAGGACCUACCGCCGGAUAUGGAGCUAUUGUACGAGAUGGCGCUGGUAACCCGAUUGUUGCUUGUUCCGGGAUUUCUACUCCCUCCUCACUGCUUUAUCACCAGUUGGAGGGAGUCAGGGCAAGCUUAGAACUUGCUAAAAAGAAGGGAAUUCGUAAGAUAGUAAUGUGUUGCAACUCAGAGCGGACCCGUGAAGUCACUAUCAGAUUCUUGGACGAAGAUUUACACUGUCCUCAUGGUUUUGGCGAUGAUAAAAAUGUCAUAUGCAUGGCUUGUGUGAAGGUGUUCUUUCUUCAUACCCAGAUCGAUCAUGCUAGUUUGUUUCCUCUCUUGAAUAAUAUCAGAGAGUUGAGUUUUGGGUUUGAAUACAGUUUUCAGAUCAAUGCAGUUGGAAGGAGACUCAAUCGAGCUGCGGAUUAUCUUGCAAAGCACAUAAAAAAUGCUGAGUUUGAAGCUCCUGAAUUUCCAAUAGAUUUGCAGAAAAUUCUCUUGGAAGAUGCUCGUGGAAGGUCCUUGAAUGGGCUUCCUUUUUCUUCACAGGGGUUUUGUUUUAGGAAACGAGGAUCUGAGUGUACUGGGGAAAACAAGAAUGUCGAGAUCGUUGUAUUACAUUAA